Molecule: messenger RNA, 3906 nt
Organism: Sphenostylis stenocarpa
Lineage: Eukaryota; Viridiplantae; Streptophyta; Magnoliopsida; Fabales; Fabaceae
Source: the annotation of a GenBank genome assembly
AUGGCCGCUGAGGCCAGCUUGGAUGCACAUAAGACUUCAACUGAGAUGAGAGGAUCAACAUCUGAUCACCCACAAGUUCAAGGUCCUGAAAAUACCCAAGAAAUGGAUGACAGGCAGGAGGAUUUCAACAAGAGCAAGGUGAAGCAUGAAAGCAAUAAAACAGUACCCUUUUACAAACUUUUCUCAUUUGCAGACGCCUGGGAUUGUCUUCUCAUGCUUGUUGGGGCAAUAAGUGCUUUAGCUAAUGGAAUCGCUAUGCCUUUAAUGACUCUGCUAAUUGGAGAUGCGAUUGAUGCUUUCGGAGGAAAUGCUGAUAACAAACAUGCAGUAGUUCAUGAAGUAUCCAGGGCAUCUCUGAUGUUCGUAUCCAUAGGCGUAGGUGCCUUUUUUGCAGCAUUCUUCCAGGUGUCUUGCUGGGUGAUCACUGGGGAGAGACAAGCUGCACGAAUAAGAGGGCUAUACCUCAAAGCAAUUUUGAGGCAGGAUAUCAGCUUCUUUGACAAGGGAACCAACAGUGGAGAGGUUGUUGGAAGGAUGUCAGGUGACACAGUUCUUAUUCAGGAAGCCAUGGGAGAGAAGGUAGGAAAAUUCAUCCAGUAUGUAGCAUGUUUUUUUGGAGGUAUAGUCAUAGCAUUCAUCAAGGGUUGGCUUCUAAGCCUUGUGCUACUAUCUUCUCUUCCUCUUCUUGUCCUCUCUGGUUCCAUAAUGAGUUUUGCUUUUGCAAAGAUGGCAUCCCGAGGACAAGUAGCUUAUUCUGAAGCAGCAACUGUAGUGGAGCGGACAAUUGGUUCAUUUCGAACUGUUGCAUCAUUUACUGGCGAGAAGCAAGCUAUAGCUCAGUACAAUAAAUACUUAACUAAAGCUUACAGAGUUGGAGUGCAAGAAGGUUUGGCUGGUGGCUUUGGCUUUGGUUUAGUUCGUUUAUUUGUUUACUGUACCUAUGGUUUGACAAUUUGGUUUGGAGGGAAGAUGGUACUAGAGAAAGGUUAUACGGGAGGACAAGUCAUUAGUGUAUUUUUUGCAGUUUUGACCGGUUCAAUGUCUCUAGGGCAGGCAUCUCCAAGCAUAACUGCAUUUGCCGCAGGACAAGCUGCUGCCUUUAAAAUGUUUGAAACAAUAAAGAGAGAGCCAGAUAUUGAUGCUUAUGACUCUUCUGGACAACAGCUAGAUGAUAUAUCAGGAGAUAUAGAACUUAGGGAGGUUUGCUUUAGUUAUCCUUCAAGACGUGAUGAACAGAUAUUCAAUGGAUUUUCAAUUUCAAUAUCAAGUGGCACUACUGCAGCUUUAGUGGGGCAAAGUGGGAGUGGGAAAUCAACUGUUAUUAGUUUAAUUGAGAGAUUUUAUGAUCCACAAGCUGGUGAAGUUCUCAUUGACAGUAUCAACGUCAGAGAAUUUCAAUUGAAAUGGAUCAGACAGAAAAUUGGCCUUGUCAGCCAGGAACCGGUUCUCUUUACUUGCAGCAUUAAAGAGAAUAUUGCGUAUGGUAAGGACGGGGCAACAGAUGAAGAAAUCAGAGCUGCAGCUGUACUUGCCAAUGCUGCUAAAUUCAUAGAUAAAUUUCCACAUGGACUUGACACAAUGGUUGGAGAGCAUGGAACCCAGCUCUCUGGAGGUCAGAAGCAAAGAAUAUGUAUAGCAAGAGCAAUUCUGAAGGACCCAAGAAUUCUGCUCCUUGAUGAAGCUACAAGUGCUCUUGAUGCGGAAUCUGAGAGAGUGGUGCAAGAGACACUUGACAGAAUUAUGAUAAACCGAACAACUGUUAUUGUGGCCCACCGCUUAAGUACAAUAAGGAAUGCUGAUGUCAUAGCAGUUAUUCAUCAAGGAAAAGUUAUAGAAAAAGGUACACAUACUGAGCUCACUAAAGAUCCUGAUGGAGCUUAUAGUCAGCUCAUUAGAUUGCAAGAAAUUAAAAGGGAGUCAGAACAGUAUGAUGCAAAUUACUUAAGCAGACCAGAAGACAUUGUAGAUUCUGAACGACAAUCGAGCCGGUUUUCUUUCCCUCAAUCUUUAAGCCAGGGAUCAUCUGGAAGAAGAAACAGCAGUCAACACUCGUUCAGAAUAUCAAAUCUGCUGCCUACCACACAAGAUUUCUUUGAUACAUCAGAAGGAGGGUCUGGAGUUCUUCCUUCAGAAGCAUCACAUAAACAUAAAGAAAUUUCAUUUCUCCGCAUUGCUCAUCUUAACAAACCUGAGAUCCCAUUGUUAUUCAUGGGGACACUAGCGGCAGCAGUGACAGGGGCAAUACUGCCCAUCGUGGGGCUCCUUCUCUCCCACAUGAUAAAUACUUUCUUUGAGCCCGCAGAUGAACUCCAAAAGGACUCAAAAUUUUGGGCACUAAUAUUUGUUGCCCUUAGUGUGGGUGCCUUCAUAUUUCUUCCAUUACGGUCCUACUUUUUUGGUGUAGCUGGCUCUAAGUUGAUAAAAAGGAUCCGUCUAAAGUGUUUUGAGAAAAUAAUUCACAUGGAAGUAGGCUGGUUUGAUAAAGUUGAAAAUUCAAGUGGGGCACUUGGAGCAAGGCUGUCAACUGAUGCAGCUUCUAUUCGAACUUUGGUUGGGGAUGCUCUUGGUUUACUGGUUCAAGAUAUUGCCACAGUAAUUACAGCCUUGGCAAUUGCCUUUGACGCAAACUGGCAACUUUCUCUUAUAGUUCUUGUUUUGGUACCUCUAGUAGUUCUAAAUGGACAUCUGCAAAUGAAGUCCAUGCAAGGAUUCAGCAAAGAUGCAAAGAAGCUAUACGAGGAAGCAAGUCAAGUAGCGAAUGAUGCUGUAGGGAAUAUCAGAACAGUUGCCGCUUUCUGUGCUGAAGAGAAGGUGAUGAAAUUAUACCAGAAGAAAUGUGCUGGACCAAUCCAGGCAAGUAUAAGGCAAGGCUUAGUCAGCGGAACAGGUUUUGGGUUAUCACUGUUCUUUUUGUUCUCUGUUUAUGCAUGCAGUUUUUAUGCUGGGGCAAAACUUGUCCAGAAUGGCAAAACAUCAAUCUCAGACGUUUUCCGCGUAUUUUUUUCUCUCUCGAUGGCAGCUAUAGCAAUGUCACAAUCUGGCUUCAUGACCCCGGCUGCAAGUAAAGCAAAAAGUUCUGCUUCUUCUGUAUUUGCUAUCCUUGAUCAGAAAUCAAGAAUAGAUACCAGUGAUGAGUCAGGAAUAACAUUGCAACAAGUGAAGGGAGAGAUUGAGUUCCACCAUGUCACCUUCAAGUAUCCAACCAGGCCUAAUGUUCUUGUAUUCAAUGAUCUUUCAUUGACCAUUCACGCAGGAGAGACAGUUGCUCUAGUAGGAGAAAGUGGAAGUGGAAAGUCAACAGUGAUUUCACUGUUACAAAGAUUUUAUGACCCAGAUUCGGGUCAGAUUACACUGGAUGGAACAGAAAUCCAAAAGCUACAACUUAAAUGGUUUAGGCAGCAGAUGGGUCUGGUAAGCCAGGAGCCGGUGUUGUUCAAUGACACCAUUCGAGCCAAUAUUGCAUAUGGAAAAGGUGGUAAUGCAACAGAAGCUGAAAUUAUAGCUGCGGCAGAACUGGCAAAUGCACACAAGUUCAUUAGCAGUUUGCAGCAGGGAUAUGAUACAUUAGUGGGGGAGAGAGGGAUUCAACUAUCUGGAGGGCAGAAGCAGCGGGUAGCAAUUGCGAGAGCCAUAGUGAAAAGUCCAAAAAUAUUACUACUCGAUGAAGCAACCAGUGCACUUGAUGCUGAGUCUGAAAGAGUGGUCCAGGAUGCCCUUGAUCGAGUGAGGGUGGAUAGAACCACAAUUGUGGUGGCUCACAGGUUAUCCACCAUAAAGGAUGCAGAUUUAAUUGCAGUGGUUAAAAAUGGAGUCAUUGCUGAGAAAGGAAAUCACGACACCUUGCUCAACAAAGGUGGUACAUAUGAUUCCUUAGUAGCACUGCAUAUUAGUGCUUCUUCGUCAUAG